Molecule: messenger RNA, 2121 nt
Organism: Ceutorhynchus assimilis (cabbage seed weevil)
Lineage: Eukaryota; Metazoa; Arthropoda; Insecta; Coleoptera; Curculionidae
Source: the annotation of a GenBank genome assembly
UUGCUCUCGCGCCAAAUUUCGAUUGGAAACUGGAAAGUCGCACUAUUUUGCACUCGGAUUUUUUAUGUGCACUGGAGCAAGGCGAACUGCACCAUAAGAUAUAAGAUUUUUUUCAAAUCGCAUUCCUAGUAGUAGUAUAAUUAUUUGUUUCUAAAAUACAAUAAUAAUUAAAAUAGUGAAAGAUUAUUUGCUCCUCAUCAAUACAUUUUCAUGUGUCAAAUUUUAAAAACAUAUUUUUACAAUUUACACUCAAUCAACGUAUCAAUAGCCACUACCAGUUUUACCGAUAGUAAAAAAUUUCGCGCGGUGUAGUUGGCAAUAUGAUCGAUUUUGACUUUGGCGCAUGCGUCAGUUUUCUACACGGACAAGGCGGUCUGUCAAAUUUCAGUUUCUUUUCACACACGAAAAAUUUGCAGAAGUGAAUUUAGUAUUAAUUUUUUAGCUCCGCGGCUGAUACCCGGCACGUUUAUCAGUCCAUUUUCCAACGUAAAUAACACUAAAUUUUAACAAAAAAUUCAAAUUAGCAACAAUGAGUUGGCAGGAUUACGUUGAUAAGCAACUUCUUGCUUCUAGAUGUGUCACCAAAGCCGCUAUUGCAGGACACGAUGGUAAUGUUUGGGCGAAAUCCGAGAAUUUUGAAGUCUCGAAGGAAGAAUUAGCAAAACUAGUUCAGGGUUUCGAAAAACAAGAUAUCUUAACCUCAUCAGGUGUUACGUUGGCCGGUAACCGAUAUAUAUAUCUCUCAGGCACAGACAGAGUUAUAAGAGCCAAAUUGGGCAAAGUCGGUGUACACUGUAUGAAAACAACUCAAGCUGUGGUAGUAUCCUUAUAUGAAGACCCAAUCCAACCUCAACAAGCUGCGUCUGUGGUGGAGAAAUUAGGCGAUUACCUAAUUACUUGUGGAUACUAAGGUUUGUCCAAGUUAUACUCCUCCAUCGAGACAUUUACACCUGGGGUGACAUAAAAAAAAAACAAAAUCAAGGAUUUAAUCAUUUUUUUAUUGAAAAAAAAAAACAGCAAACCGAAAUCAGCAUUAGUUUCUAAUUUAUGGUAUAUCGAUAAUCAUAUUGUGCUGAAGUAAUUUUUUUUUUUUAAGAAUCAAGAUUUUCUUUUUUUGUAUUUCCAAAAAUAUGCGAUUGUAUAGAUUUUUUUUUAAAAAUAAACAUCAUUUAAUCUUGUGUAAAACUGCAUACAUUUUGUAGCCAAAAAAUAUAUUUUGAAUUAAACAAUAAUGUAUUUAAAUUAUUUAUUUUGUAACUUGUGAAAGAUUAUUUGCACAAUUAUGGCUUUAUUUUUUUUUCGGUAAUCGCGUUUUUUUUUUGUGUUCAGGCUAGUUUCGGCAAAAGCUCAUAAAUCGUAAGGUAUAUGUAUGAGUUUUAAUACAUUUUAUAAGCUUUUUUAUAUUACGCUCUUCGCUAUUAAUAAGUAAAUUCAAUUAUCGCUCUAGUCCAACUCCCUAUUUGUUUUAAUUUUUCUUAGAAAAUAGCACAAAAAUCAAUAAUAACAAUAUUUUUUUACUUGUAAUUAUCCCAAAAUAAAAUAAAGAGGUGGACAUAUUAAUUUGUUUUUUUUUUUUUUCAUAAAUGUAUUGGAAAUUUUGAUAAUAAUUGUUAAUUAAACAAAAAUUUCCUUCAUCAAUGCUUCUGUGGUGUGUUUUUCAUUUUGAAUUAACACUCAUACAUUUAAGGCCAGUUUCUUCAUUAACAUGGAAUAUGUUUUUUAAAUUUUUAACUGUUAAUGAUGAAAUUGACUCUUAGAGGUAAAAAAAAAUAGCGUGCCAAUUUUAUUAUUUAAUAAUUUUUUUCUUCCCCGUAAAGUGUAAAUUAUACACUUCAUUUAAUCAUCGUGCUAUUUUGUCGUUUUUAAUUUAAAUACAAUAUUUACAUUGCAGACUUUUCAGUAACCAUAAUAUAACGAACAUCAGUGUUGUAUACUGCUUGUUCUUGUAUAACGUAAUUUUAUAAUAACAAAAAAAAAUGCUCAGAAUAAUAAGUAAUUUAAAAAAACAUUUUAAUUUUUAUUUUAAAUAGGAUACUAUUAUAGCUUUGUAAAUUUUUCAAUUAUAAUUUGCAAGGGAUAUUGUGUAUUUGAAAAUAAACCCAAUAAAUUUGUAUUAUUAUA